Tilletiaria anomala UBC 951 is the source of this 4425-nucleotide messenger RNA. RefSeq lists its product as uncharacterized. The record is from RefSeq and is a predicted model, not a curated record. Lineage: Eukaryota; Fungi; Basidiomycota; Exobasidiomycetes; Georgefischeriales; Tilletiariaceae. The transcript has 3 exons. The coding region runs from base 338 to 4312 and encodes 1324 amino acids.
AUUUAGCAUAUAAUUGCGACAUGCUCACUGAUCUCUACCCGUUCGAUUCACCUGCAAGAUCACCCAAGCCAUCUAUACAUGUGCACAGUUUGCCUUGUGUGCAGCUGCACAACUUGUGAUCGUUACAGCGUCGUAACAUGGGCUAUGCAGCCCGGUGCGACAAAGCCAACAGCGCCCUAACCGCUGACGCUGUUCAAGCAAAUACCCGUACCAACGUGAUCAACAGCCGCUGCUGGCUGGCCUCUGGAAGGCAACUACAGUCGAUAUGGCGACGAGUGGGGCGUCGGUAGUUACAGGGCCACCAGUGCCCAAUGGACUCGUCUUCAGCCCGCCUGCCAUGUCCGGCUCGCCUUCCAGCAUGACAAUGAGCAUGAGCAUGGGUACUGGAGUAGGUAUGGGCAAGGGCGCGAGCGUGCUGGGAAUCGGCGCAAGUCCCAGCAUAUCUAACUUGGGUGUCAUCCUGCCGAUGCACGAUACUAUGGUACCGCUGCCAGCAUCCAGUAGCUUUCUCACACCUUCGAUCAGCGCGAGCCACAUCGACUUGGCUGCCACUGGCUUGUCAAGGACAGCUUUGCCGAACAACCCCUUAGCGUCCGCUGCCACUACCCAAGGAUCUGCCAACACCAUGUCGACCUGGACGACACCUGCUUCAAGUCUGCCACUGGAAGUCCCGCUCGUGGUGGAUGCGCCUGGAAUUGCCGCACCUGCCAAUGGCAUUGCUGCAGCCGACAAAACCCCGUGGAGCGCACUAAUCGUCCUCAUGCCCAGGGAUAAUGCCGCUAUCACACCGCGGUCCCGAGACUUCAUGCGCUCCGUCGUCGAACCCGUUGCCAACCGGAUUCUAGAAGUUCUCGCAGCGUCUAACGAGACGGCCGUCAAAGGCGAGGGUAAAGGCAAAGCCAGCGCUGCCGCGGCUGUAUCGGCAGCUGUCUCCCCCAAACCUACGCUUCAGAUUGGAGCAGUCCUCUACGGUACACGAAGGACUUCAAAAUUGAAGCAUAAGGAUGACGAAAUGGACAUGCUGGAUCAUCUGAUUGAUCCUCCAGCGUAUCCCACUGCUGCUCUGAGACGGAUACCGCUGAUGCCAUCAGAGGCAUUCUUGCAAGUCAUGCAAGACCCCGCACAGCAGACAAAAGAGACGCCGAAGGCUAGUUCUGUGUACGCCGACCAACUAUGCGCCAAUGUGAACUUGGACGUUUUGUUUUUCAGUCUUGACGAAGAAGACGGACUUGGCGGCGGGAUCCAGGCCGAACUCGAUGAAAUGUGGUGGUCCGGUGCGGAUGAUGAAGGUCCAAAUGGCUCUCAAGGCUCUGGAAUUGGAAAACAAAAUGGGGCUUCCCAUGAAUGGGAUGGGCUCUUAUUUAGCGAAGGCCUCGUUGCCGCUUUAGAGAUGCUCCCCGAGGAAUCACGAAGACCGGACCAUCCGUUCGUACAAUCGAGGCCCCCCGCGACCUCGUUUUACCUCCUGAACAUCUUGCCGACAACCAAUGCUCCUCCGAAUCCACACCACCCGCCCUCAUCCUUUGACGCACGCUUGUCAGUCUCAACUUUACCGGCACUGCGAAACGAAAGAAGUGUAUACGACAACUGGACAUGGCCACAGGCAGCAGCAGAGCUUGUUGCGCGAGGCGUAUACGUCUCGACAAUCCUAGUGGAUACAGAAGACCCGGGUGGGGAUGACGCGCUCAGGAAGGCGAUCGCCGCUGGUGGCAAAGACGGUGGGCUGCCUGGCAACAGUCUUCCAGGAAAAAUACAUGCGACGCUUGUCGGCCUUGACGCAGGCAUCGGAUCCGCCGUGACCCCUGUGCCUUGCGAUCAUCCAGCCUCUAUUUUCUCGCCGAGUAAUGAAAAGCAGGCGAAACUGCCGGAGCACUGCGCAUUUUCUUUCUCGGGCUUCUCUGCUGCGACAAAGCAUCUCGGCAGUGGCUCACACAAGUGUCGACGACGCUUAAAAGCAAAUCACAAGCUGCUUGACGCAACGGGAGCAGGCUCUAGGGAAAGAAGAGCAUCACUAGCUUGCCAGCAAGAGCAGCAGCAGCCAACAAGUGACAUAGGGCCGAAUGCCACAAAUGAGCAAACGGGCACCAAGAUGCAAAGUCUUCAGCCGCAGUCACUACUUACCCAACAGCAGGCGCAGACACAACAGCCGGCACAGCAACAACCAGCACAGCAUGCGACCCGCAUUGCAGCCGCCGCUCCAAAUGCGGCUGUGCUGAAUUUGCCGGAUCCGCGUGUGGUGCAGCAGGCGCUUGUCCGAGCAAUGGAAGGCAAAGUACCAGGCGUCGAUGGGCCACUUCUACAGCGGUUUGGAUUCUUGAUUCAAAGCCUUGCAAAUAUGAGCAAGACUGCCGGAGCCUUAGUCAACGCCAAAAGGGCAAUUGAGCAACAAGGAGCAGCAAUUGCAAACGCACCACAGUGGCUAUUGGAUGUGUCGUUGGGCAUACUCGAAGGAUUCAAAAUUCAAAUCGCCACAUUACAGGCCAAGGUGUAUCAACAGGCUUUCUUCUUUGCGAAAGGAACCGGCUCCCAAGCUAAUCUGGUCAGCAUUGCGCAAGCGAUCAUGGCACUCGAGCAACAAGCACGCAGCUCUGGCAUUCGACUGGGUGGACUGAUGGACAAACAGCAGCAAGCUCAGAACAAUACACAGUCGCGACCUCCGCAAUCGCAGCAACCGCCGCAACAGCAGAUACCGAACGGUGUUUCGACACAAGCACAAUCCUCCGCUCUAACAGGCCAAGCGCAGCUGCGCGACGCCCAGCCGCAGCAGCAGCGGCAACAGAUUCCAUCGGGCCAGUCUGGCCAAACAGCUCCGCGUUCAAAGAUUAUCUGGGAGGGUCCUAUUAGCUGGAGCAUCCAAGAUCCAAAAGCUCCGAAUGGACGCCGAGAGAUUAUCACUUCUGUUUCAGCGAGUUGCAUGAACGACGUCGCGCCACAAGCAUUAGCGCUUCCAUGGCCAACCGCGUUGACAAUUAGUGCAGUCUCGCCCGUCAAUCAAGGGCAACUACGAACGGUGGCCUCGAAAGGAAUCCCUGCGAUUCUGUUCAAUCCGACCAAGGGACCAGCAAACAUGCAAGGCGCAGCGCAGAGGAACGCUGCCAAUUUCAAUACCUAUCAGCAGCUGGCAAAGGCUCUCGAAUUGAAGAAAAGUGCCGCUUUCGUCAAGCACGGUGGCAACACCACUGGAUUUCUGCUCAUGGCUACACUCACCACCCCGUCUGCAGGCCAACCACCGUCGGCGAAACUGUUAGGGCUGCUCUUUAAAGAGCCCAUUCCGUUUGACAAGGUGCUAGCAACACCGCCCCAAGCAAACCGUGCGCAAGCGGCGUAUUCAUUGACAGCGCACCAGUCUGGAGGAAACCCACCCGCGCAAAGCCUUCCAGCGCAGCAACAGGUGAGACCUCCCUCUACAGUGCAAAUGCCUGCAGAUUUUCUUGUAGCUGCUUCAGCGGGUCAGGCAUCCCAGGGUCAAUCUCAAUCCACAAGCGUUUGGUCAAACCCAUCACAGCCAUUGCAACAGGCACAGCAACAGGCACAGCAACAGGCACAGCAACAGGCACAGCAACAGGCACAGCAACAGACACAGCAACAGGCACAGCAGCUGAUCCAGCAGCUCUUGCAACGCACCCAGAUGAAUGGCAGUGUGCAGCAGGCAAAUGGGUUGGGAGUGUCACAGGCGCCUUCACAGAGCACGAUGAAUCCAGCGGCAUUCCUUUCACAGUUGGACCCCGCAUCGCAGGCAAGGCUGCUCGCUGCCGUACAGAGCGCUGCUGCAGCGCGUCACAACCCAAACUUCCAGCAGAGCCAGCCACAACAGACACAUGCACCAUCGCAGCAAGACUUUUCGGCCAUGCUUGCGGCAUCACACGAUCAGUCGCAGAUGCACACUGGUCAGCAGAUGCAGUUCCAAGCAGUGUUGCAGCAACAGCAACAGCAACAACAACAACAACAACAGCAGCAGCAGGAGCAGCAAGAACAACAGCAACAGCAACAGCAACAGCAGCAACAGCAACAGCAACAGCAGCAACAGCAACAGCAACAGCAGCAACAGCAGCAACAGCAGCAACAGCAGCAACAACAGCAACAACAGCAACAGCAACAACAGCAACAGCAACAGCAGCAAUUGCUUCUUCAGCAACAGCAGGUGCUGCUGCUGCAGGGCAAAGGACAAGCACCAACGUUCACGAUGCCGUUCGGCGCGCCAUCUGUGUCUGCACAAGCGCCUUACGCACAAGGCACAGGCGUCGGAGGUGUGACACAAGGUCUGGACAUGGCCGUACUCGCUCAGAUGUUGCAACAGCAGCAGCGACGGUAGAACAAAGCCCAUCGUGAUCAAGCUUGCUGCACGCUUCGUGUUAGUGUAGAGUACAUUGUGCUGGCUAUCGUAUAUCCAUGUACAUAACCUGAUGCCUAUCCAUCAAGCUCGGC